This is a messenger RNA of Hyalella azteca, 3120 nucleotides long. Its product is annotated as interaptin. The record is from RefSeq and is a predicted model, not a curated record. The coding region runs from base 187 to 2466 and encodes 759 amino acids. The transcript has 17 exons. NCBI's taxonomy places the organism in Eukaryota, Metazoa, Arthropoda, Malacostraca, Amphipoda, Hyalellidae.
AUCGAAACGUGCUACUCAAGUGCGCGAUUUGCAAUCGGUUAAACGUACUCCUGUGUUCUUUUUUAGCUGCUUGUGCUAAAAUGUCAUCCGAUUAUUCUACAUACCACACUCUGAGCUAGGGUUGUCGGUAACAUUAAUAGCAGAGCUUCUUCGAAGAAGAAGGUCAUUUGCGCGUAAGGCUGCGCGAUGACAAGUAAGACUACCACCAAGGCAGGACGGCAUUCACUGUACGGCAACCAACACGGUCUGCCAGGACUGCCUAAAACAAGUUACAUCACACGCAAGCCUAUCCGCCAAACGCCUCGACUACCUCCACAACCGCCCCCUACGGCCAGAGCCCCUCCGCGCCCUCCCACCAUGAUGCCUCCGCCCCCUCAGCCCCCUCUCAUGCCAGCUGGGCCUGACCCCUUCGUCACUCGUCGCAUGGACAUGCUGGAGCAGAGGCUUAACUCUUCCGAGCAGAGCAACAGAGCGCUGAUGGAUGAAAUCAUGAGAUUGCAGCAAGAUAUGAAGAUCCAAAUCAAGAAGAACGAGAUGGGUCUCGGCGACGAGCGCGAGUCCAAAACUCGUCUGGAGAUCGCAGUGCGUCAAGCGCAGGGCCAUCAGUUCGAGACCGACGACCGCGUCAGGCGGUGUGAGGAAGGAGUCAAGGAAAAUCGGAUGACAAUCCAACAGUUGUCAGGACACAUCCAGGGCGUCGAAAAGCUGGCUCACGCAAUCCAGCAUGAGAAUAGCGACAAAUCCAACAUAAGCAAUUCCAAGACUCAGGAGUACCAACGCGAGCUGCUGAAGCUGUCGCAGAACAGCGAGCAGCUGGAGCGCCUCUGCUCGUCGCUCCGUGAAGACAACCGCUCAUUGCAGUCACAGCUCGAGACUGUGAAGCGAGACCUCGCCUCACUGCAGAGUAACGUGAAGCUCCAAGCCAGGCUGCUCGAAGACAAUGCCAAAGCGCCAAAAGAGCCGUUGAAGGGCAAUAACGACACCGCUAAGAUGAAUGAGACUGAGCGGCUAGUCAUCGAGGGCAAAAUAAUUUCUUUGAACAACGCCAUCCAAGACUUGUCAGCGAGACUUUCUUCUGAAGCCAAGAAGAGAGAUAAAGUCGAAGUCAAUGUGAACGAGAGAGUGAAUGCCCUCACAGAAGAGUAUGGAGCGACGAAACGCCAGAAAGAUAAAGAGUUGCAAGAUCUCGAGGAGAAACUUAAGGAACUUCAAGCAGGUUUCUCGGUCUCUGAAAAGCAGAAAAUCCUCACAGAAAUAUCUACCGUAGCAAAUGACCUACAACGGAAGAUGGAUCAAAGAAAUAAGAAGCUGAGAGAAGACACCGUCAGCAAACUUGAGGUGAUUGAGAACACCCUCAUAAGUGAAAACAAGCGUCGGCAAGCGGAGGAGCAGAAAUUGCGUGAAGAAAUCGAGAUCAAAAUCAAGGAGAUGGAAAUGCGGGAGCAAGGCUCAAGCAAGGAUCUCAAGACUGUUUUCGACAAACAUAACAACGAUACCAUUGAACGCAUCAGCGACCUCUCCAAGCGGAUGAACAAGGCGGAGGAAGUCCUGAGGACUCACAAGCUCGAGCAUGAGAGGGUUCUGUCCGCCGAGAUCAAUGAGCGUCAGAGGGAGGACAAAGUGCUGGAUGGCAAGAUUGAGGAUCUUGAACACAGGUUGGCCAUGGGACUCACGAAUCUGCAGUCGUCAAUUGGUGAGGCAAAGAUGGCAGGCAAGGUCCCAAAAGAUGGAAAGAGUUCCACUGUUGCAGCAGCUCCUGCAGCCUCUCAUGACUCUGAUGACAAAAUGAAAGAGCUGGCGAAGCUGCAAGCGGACAAUGAGAGGAGCAUCAGGGAGCAGCUUGCCCAGGAGGUGGGCCACCUCGACCAACGUCUACAGAAGGUCGAGAAGAACAUGAAUCAGCAAAAUGAGAAAAUUGACAAUCAACUCAAGUCCGCUGAAGCAAACGAGAAGGAAGCCAAGGAUCUCAUGGGAAGCAAGAUCCAAACUCAGAUUGACAAAAUUGAGUUUCAACAGAAAAAAACUGAUAAACAAGUGGAAGAUCUUAAAAACAAAGUUCAGGAUACACCAAAAGGUUUACAAGAAAUAAAGACUGAUAUCGGGAAUUUGGAAAAUAAGCUCAGCGAAAAAUUGGACAAGGAAACUCGUGAGCGUAAACUUGCUGAUGAAGAAAUGCGAGAUGACAUAGACCGCAUCAUCGGCCAGCGUGACGUGACCGUUCCUAGUCUCGCGCAGCUGCAGUCCGAUGUGGACGCUACACAGACCGGCAUGAAGAAGCUUGCGGAGGCUGUACACGUGGUCAAAACAUCUCUCAUGGAGCGCGUCAAGGAUGAGAAGAAACUCAGGGAGCAAGAGACGACAAUCCUGCGACGCGACGUCGAGCGCCUCGACACCAAAUAUCACGAUAUCAAGGAGCGCAUCCGCGCUGGGGACAACUUCGAGGCUGAUGAUGAUGAUUUCCCUUAAUUUGGCACAGCAGUUACCUUUCGGUCUAAAUCACGGGACAUCCUCGAGGCCAAUGAGAUGACGAUUGUUUUGCGUCGAAUGGCCGAUUGAUUUCAAUUAUUUUUGUCGCUCAAAAUUAGGCGAGAAAGAUUUUUAUGUAGAUUCUGUUGCCAAUAAUGUUCCGAGAAUUUUCAGGGAAUUUCUUUGCCUACAAUUGGAUUUAGAGCUUAAAAUCUCAUGCUGAACCAUACUAGUGUGACUCCAACCGCCAAAUCAUCAAAAUUUUCAAGUUAAUGUUUCAUAAACAACGUUGCUCUGGCAUAAGUAAAUUCAUUAAACCAGUUAAUACAUACAUUCAAUGCUUCGACUAGUAUUAAUUAUUUUUUAUUCAACUUACUGCAGUUUGGGAAUUUAAACAUAAUAUUAUUCCAUUUUUUGCCUAAAUACCAUAUUAGAUGGGUCCAUUUCUUGCAAUUCCUCAUCAGAAAAACUACUUACGAGUGUGUACGAACUUUUCGUUGAACAUGAGAAAAAUUUGAAAUAUCCUAGAAUAUGAUAACGUAUUUUAUAUUAUAGUCACAGUGUGAAUUAUUUUCAGAAGGAGUGUUAAUGCACAUUCAUUGGAAAAUAACAUUAUCUUUUAAAUUUUCGGAAAAUUACGUUUUUCUUUUUAAA